AUGGAGCUUCUUCAGAACUUUAUGAGCACGCCUAGCGCGAGCGAGAAGGAGGUCAGCGACUCAAUUGCGACGCUCGUAGACCGCCUGUCGCAUGCGACGCUACUGACCGACCGUCGGGCUGCUGUUUUGGGGCUUAAAUCGUUCAGCAGACAGUAUCGGGAGAUUGUCAUUGCCCACGGUCUCAAGAGCCUUGUUGCGACUCUGCACAAGGACGUGCUCGAUCUUGACAUUGUCAGGGCGGUGCUCGAAACGCUUUUAAUUCUGUUUAUUCGGGGCGAGGGCGAUGAGGACCUAACAAGGAGCUGGAUAAGCCAGCAGACUAGACUCAAGAACGGCAAGUAUCCGUCGCCGAGUUUGGUGCUCGACAAUGUGACGGACCAGUUUUCGCUGUGGAUUUUUGACGAGCUGACUCAAUCGGUGAAAAGUUUUGAUAUCCUGGUGGAUCUCGUUGAAGCAGACGAUCUUCAUAUCAAGCUGUACUCGUUGCAACUGCUCCAGGCACUAUGUUCGACGCGGCCGCUGCGUACCAAAGAGCUAAUCCUUAAGUCGCCGCUGGCGAUUUCAAAGCUGUGCCAGGCGCUCGACGACCCCUACGAGCCGAUCCGGAACGAGGCUAUUCUGCUGCUGAUGGGAGUCGUCAAGGACAACUUCCACAUCCAGAAGCUGGUCGUUUUUGAGAAUACAUUCGAAAAAUUGUACCGCAUUAUAGAGGACGAGGGCCGAAUUGAGGGCAAUAUCGUCGUUCAGGACUGUUUGUCGCUGAUCGCCAACUUGCUAAGAUACAACGCCAGCAACCAGAAGUUUUUCAUCGAGACCAAUUGCAUGUACAAGCUCGCAGAGUUUUUGGACCAGCCCCUGGCUGAGAGCGAAUUAGGGCCGUUUGUGUGGAACGAGCAACGGCUCCAGAACCUGCUCACCACGCUUGACACAUGCAGGCUGUUUGUGGCCGAAGGAGUUGAGGCCAUUGAGCAGGCGCAGAGGGCUCUUGUGAGUUCUGACAUUUUGAUGCUGAUUUUGCGUCUGGUAUUUUCCAUCAGCGUUCCGAACGUCGUCCGGGUCAAUGCGCUUCUUACAACUGCAGAUAUCAUCCGCUCGAACGCCGAGAUCCAGCUACAGUUCUCCCAGAUCGACGUCCCGUACAUGGACCCCACGCUACCCGCUGCAGCACAGAAGAUGGACGAGAUCGUUCCCGUGAUAGAUGCGCUCCUCCACUGGUGUCUUUAUGCGAACUCUGUCCAUUUGUUUGAUUUGCGGGUGGCCUCUGUGGUGGUGCUGCACGCGUACUUCAAGGACAAUGAGGACGCCAAAUACGCCUUUCUGAAAGAUCAGAAAUACGAGUUCAACAAACUCAACGGCGUUCCCGACAGCGAGGACGGUGAGCAAGAUGGCGCGAACGGUGAGGCCGAAAAUGAUGCAAAUGGCGAGAGCAGAUCGGCUUCGACGUCCUUCACGGGAGCCAACUUGUUUGCCACGCUCAUCAACGUCGACAACGACCUGCAACUGAACCCUUAUAAAAUCUGGUUUACGUGUCUGAUUCUUAUCUACGUGUUUGAGAACUAUGACGAGGGCCGCGAACUGGCGAUGUCUGUGCAGAUUGGCAACGCAAGCGCCAACGAGGACGUGCUAAACAUAAUUGAGGCCGUCGGCCAGGCCCUUUGCUCGAGUCUGCGCUUCAAAGACCCGCGUGUCCCAAUCGCCUAUAUGAUGCUACUGAGCAUCUGGCUCUGGGAGAAUUUCCGAGCCGUGGACCUGUUUUUGCAGGACCAGUCCAUUCUCGACCAGCUGCUUGCGUACCUUGUCGAGGCAAACGAUGAGAACCUGCUAGCGCAGGGCAUGGUGGUUGUUUUGCUGGCUAUAGUGUACGAAUUUACAAGAAAAAAUUCGCCUGUGAGCCGCCAGCAGCUGAGCACGUUGCUGAGAAGCCGGGUCGGAGACAAUGCGUUCAGUUUGAAGUUCCAGCAGUUCGAGAAGAGCGACGCGUUUUCUAACUACGACGAGGAAACUCUACUGAAUCCAGAGAGAGACGACACGGGGCUGCCGCAGGUGUACUUCGACCCGUUGUUUGUGCAGCUCGUUAAGGAGAAUUCCAGACGGCUCCGGGGAGCCAUAGGUCACGAUCCAUCGUUUGAGCCUCUGGAGAAGCUCAGUUUCGACGCUUUUGAAACCGUUCAGAACGACUGCCUAGCGCUGGCCAACGAUUUGAAGACUGUUCGCAAGGAGGCGGACGAGACGAUCGCGAAACAGAAAGCUGAGAUCGAGCGACUCGUUUCCGAGUACGACGAGCUUGCGCAGACAUACGAGACUACAAAGAGCGAACUUGAGAAGCUUGAAAGAGACAGAGAGCUACUGGACACGAACUACACCAAGAGCUCUGAGGAUAUAAACAAGCUUACGCAGCUCAAGAAUGAGCUGGAGCAGAAUUUGUCGCAACUGUCCACGCAGCAUAGGGAAGCAACCUCCAAGGUGACCUCGCUGGAAGCAAGCAAUAAACAGCUCUCCGAGAAGCUCACCGUUAUUGAGCAGCAAAAGAGCAAAGCAGAGGAUGGAAUCAACAAGAUGAGCCGCGAAUUGAUGCAGCUGACAAAGGACAAUGAGUCGCAGAGCAAAACGAUAAAAACUCUGGAAAAAGAGGCACAGAAGACGGCGAAGGCCCACGAAAAGCUCCAGCAGCAAAUAGCGCAGCAGCAGGAGAAGAUUGCAGGACUGGAAUCUAGAAUUCAUGGUCUGACUGUCGAGCUGAAAAAAGGUGACGAGAACUACAUUGGUCUGCGAAAGACCUAUGAGGAGACGGUUGGAAAAUUAAAGGCGGCAGAGCAGGAGGUUGAAAGAUUGCGUAGCACACAUUUGGAGGCCACUCGGAGCCUUGAGUCGAUAAGGAAGGAGACAGAGACGUCUACUAGUUCUCUGAAGAAGCAGCUUAUGAGUCUGACUGCGCAGAAGGCCGAGCUGGAGGCAUUGAAUGAGGACAUUAACCGCCAAUUGGAGAAUGUGAGUGCAGAGCGAGAGAAACUCCGCAAAGAGGCAGAGGACGAGCGAAAGCGGCUGCAAGAGGAGAAGCAGGCACUCGAAGAUGAGAAGAACGAGCUCCGGAAGAACUGGGACGACGAGAAGCAGAGAUUAGAGCAGGAGAAAGAUAUUCAGCUGAAGGAAUACGAGGAAAAGCUCAAGCGGCUGGAGGGUUUGUCCAAGUCUUCUGCAGUGCUCGAGGAGAGGCUCGAACAGACUACACAGGAAAAGGAGGAGUUGGAGACGGCCGUUACGUCUCUGAAGAAGCAGCUUGGCGAGACGAGGGAGCUGAAGAACACAGCUACAGAGGAAAAGAAGUCGCUCGAGUCGACAAUCUCAAUGAUCUCAUUGAAUGUGGAGGCCAAGGACGAAGAGUGUCGUCGGCUGAUGAAGGAGGCAGAGGAAUUGAGGAAGGAGAAGGAGAAGAAACUAGCCGAUUUCUCAGAGCUGGAAAAGAAGCUUGCUGACUAUGAAUCUGUCAAAAAGGAACUUGACUCGCAUUUGAGAGAGAUAGAAGUUCUGAAAGCUGACCUGGAGAAGGAGAAGGCCGAAAAGAAAGAGCUUGUCGCAACGCACGAGAAAGAGUUGCAGAACCUCAAGUCUGAGUUAAGCGGCAAAGCUGAAGAGAUUGAGAGGGAAAGGGCACUUUUGGCUGGAAACUCUGAUUCCGUCGUCAAGGAGUAUUCUCUCAAGAUUAGUGCUUUGGAUGAGAAGCUGAAAGAAACCGAAAAAGAGCGGGAUGCAGAGCUCUCAAAAUUAAAGGAGGAGGUGAAACUACUGUCGAGUGGAAAAGAGGAGUUGUUGAAUUCAGAAAAAUCCAAGGAGGCUGAAAUCAAACUGCUACAGGACAGGCUGACACUCAUGGAGGAGGGUUUGAAGCAGAAGGAGAGUGAGGUCGAGGCAAAGGGCGCCGAGCUUCAUGCCCUCAAGGAGAAGAUGAAGGAACAGCUUCGUGAGCUCGUGGAUCUGAAGAAGCAAUUGAAGGAAAACGGGAAGCUGAAGACGGAUCUGUCAGAGCUCGAGGCAUAUCGAGAAAAAACCCAAGACUACGACGAGCUACAAAAGAGGGGGGCCGAAUAUGACGAACUGAAGAAGAAAACUGCAGAUUACGAGACGCUGAAGUCUAAGGCCGCCGAACAGGAGCAGCUGCAGAAACAGGUAGUCGAAUUAGAGCAAAAGCUCAAGGAUGCUGAAAGCAGACAGAAAGACAUGGUCCCUAAAGGAGACCUUGACGAUCUGAUGUUGCUAAUGAGCGAGCUAGACGAAAAAAACAAGCAGAUGAAGCUGAAACUCAAGUCGUUAGGCGAGGAGGUGAGCGACUUUAGCGACGAGUCCGACGACGACGACGACGACGACGACGAGUAG
Ogataea haglerorum is the source of this 4371-nucleotide messenger RNA. RefSeq lists its product as uncharacterized. Lineage: Eukaryota; Fungi; Ascomycota; Pichiomycetes; Pichiales; Pichiaceae. Gene Ontology annotation, cellular component: Golgi stack; Golgi membrane; endoplasmic reticulum. Bases 1 to 4371 code for a protein of 1456 amino acids. The transcript has a single exon. Gene Ontology annotation, biological process: intracellular protein transport; vesicle fusion with Golgi apparatus; transcytosis. The record is from RefSeq and is a predicted model, not a curated record.